This is a messenger RNA of Paramecium tetraurelia, 1701 nucleotides long. RefSeq lists its product as uncharacterized. Gene Ontology annotation, biological process: protein phosphorylation. Gene Ontology annotation, molecular function: protein kinase activity; ATP binding. Lineage: Eukaryota; Ciliophora; Oligohymenophorea; Peniculida; Parameciidae. The record is from RefSeq and is a predicted model, not a curated record. The transcript is spliced from 3 exons.
AUGAUGCUGAAUGAAUUUACAUCAUUCUUUGAUAAUCUCGAAGUUAUUCAUAAAAUCAAACAUAUUUGGUCAAAGUUUUAACUCAGUACAUAUGAAAAUGAUUCAAUUAUUUUCGAAUCUGUGUGUCAUAAAAUUAGCAGAAAAACUUAAAAGUUAAAACCAAUUAUAAUUCAAUUGGGUCAAGAACAUUUGUAUUUCUUUAAAAAUAAGAAUCCUCAUGGCAUGCUAUUAUUGACUGUAGUAGUGAUGACUAUAUAAAGAAAUGAACAUGGAGUGAUGAUCAGAUUGUUAAGAAAUGGAUAAUUUAUUGAUAUUAUUACAACAGAUGCGAUGUUGUUGAAAUAAUUAUUAGCAUUUAAAUGCCUAUAAACAACAUUUCACGAUGAAUUUGGAGUAACAAAAAUGAUAGGAAAAGGAAGUUUUGCAAAAGUUUACUUAGCAACUAAGAAAUAGACUGGGGCCUAGUAUGCUAUAAAGGCAUUUAACAAGGAAUUUAUGUUAGAACAAUUCAAAGGGAAAGAAAGUUUGGAGAAUGAGAUACGUGUGAUGAGAAGGUUGAAUUAAGAAAAUCUUGUGCAUUUGCAUGAAGCUUAUGAGACAUAGAAUUCAAUAUACUUUGUAAUUGAUCUGUUAUAAGGAGGAGAACUGCUUGCAAGAGCAAAAACUAAUCCAUUUUCAUUAGAUACUCUUUAGAAAUUGAUGUACAAUUUUAUAAAAGCUUUGGUACAUAUUCAUAGUAAGAAAUGCAUACACAGAGAUUUGAAGCCUGAAAAUUUAUUACUUAAAUCUAAGGAUUCUAAUGUGGAUGUGGUCAUAGCAGAUUUUGGACUUGCAGCAUUUUUAGGAGAGGAGAUCCUUUUUAAAAGAUGCGGUACUCCUGGGUUUGUUGCUCCUGAAAUACUGAUGUAUAAAGAGGAGGAUCCCUUUUAUGAUGAGAAAUGUGAUAUAUUUAGUGCUGGUGUUAUAUUUUAUAUUUUGUUGACUGGCAAACAACCAUUUUAAGGAACUGACUAUAAGGCAAUUUUAAGAGCAAAUAAAAAUUGUGAAAUUAAUUACAACAUUAAAUAAAUUCAAUAGUCAUCUCAAAAAUUGUAAGAGUUAAUAAGAAAGAUGUUAUAAUAGAAUCCGAAGGACAGACCUAGUGCGGAAGCAUGUUUACAACAUCCAUAUUUUGAAGAGAUCUUUAAUAAAAAUGAUUUAGUGGAAAUUCAUGAAAAUUUAAUAGAAUAUGAAAUAGAACAUGAGCAUAGAUUAUAAAAGAAGGGAAGCUUUGAUAGUCAAGUGGGCUCAAUGGAACUGUAAGUUCGAACCUCAGUUUUGAAUGGAAGAACUGAUACAAUAGGAUCUUUAAGUGUUUGUUCAGGAUAAGGAUCUUCAAGUCGUUUAGAGAAACCAUAAUAACAAUAAUAACAACAGUCGAAAUUUAGUUAGUUUUGUUAAACUAUGAAAACUGUGUAAUAAGAUACGAGUGGUAAUGCUAUGGCUUCUCCAUAAAAUAAAAAAAAAGAUUAGCAAGAUUUGCACAAGUUUGCAUUAAAGAAUUCUUAUCAACAAAAGCAAAUGAGCAAGGAUGAUGACUUUGUGAAUGAAGAAUCAGCUCAAUUAGAUGCUGCAAUUUAAAAGUUGAAUAGUUAAUCUCCAAAAAUAGGAUUGUUUAAAAAGAGUGCCUCGUACAAAGUACCAAAAUCAACUUAAGAAUGA